This is a messenger RNA of Candida tropicalis MYA-3404, 1053 nucleotides long. RefSeq lists its product as uncharacterized. The record is from RefSeq and is a predicted model, not a curated record. The transcript has a single exon. NCBI's taxonomy places the organism in Eukaryota, Fungi, Ascomycota, Pichiomycetes, Serinales, Debaryomycetaceae. Gene Ontology annotation, cellular component: cytoplasm. The coding region runs from base 1 to 1053 and encodes 350 amino acids.
AUGAAAGUAAUUACCGAUAAACAAGUUUCACAAUUCUUGGAUGGACAUCUUACCAAGGAAUCAAUUAUUGAAAAAUUUCAACCAACUUUACUUAAAAGUUUAACCACUUAUUCUCAAAAUUCAGAUGCAAUUGUACCACCACGAACCGUUCAACUGACAAAUAAUCCUAAUUCAGACACAACCCAUAUCUACAUGCCUUGUAUUUCUCCAGAUGAAGUAGGAAUCAAAGUGAUUAGUGGUGGACCAGGAAACAACACCAAAGGGUUAGGUUUUCAAGGUUGCGUAUUGAUCAUGGACGAAAUCACCGGUCAAUUACAAGCUGUAUUGAAUGCUAAUACCUUGACAGCUUUUAGAACUGCAUUGGCCAGUACUUUGGGUUUGAUUAAAAAGAUUCCUUUAGAACAAGAUAUCCUUCCCAAGAUUACUGUUUUUGGGGUUGGAUUACAGGCUUACUGGCAUGUCAAACUUGCAUUGAUCUUAUAUCAAGGGAAAAUCACUCAAGUCAAUAUAUUGAAUCGUACGUUGAAGAAUGCUGAAACUUUGGCCGAAAAGCUUUCACUGGAGUUUGGAAAUGAUAUAAAAUUCAAUGCAUACCUGUACCAAGAUGAAGCUCUGGGAUUUAUACCACAUGUCAGAAAUAGUUCAAUUAUAUUUGGAUGUACUCCAGCUACAAAUCCUAUAAUUAAAAAGGAUUAUUUGAAUCAAGAUCCUCAUAUUCCUAAAUUCAUCUCUUUGAUUGGAUCAUAUAAACCUCACAUGAUUGAGUUAGAUUUGGAUUUAUGUAAAAGUUUGAAACAAAAAGGUGUAGCCAUUAUUGUGGAUUCAAGAGAACAUACCUUACAUGAGGCUGGUGAGUUGAUCCAAGCUGAAUUUACUAGCGAUCAAUUGAUUGAAAUCCAUGAGUUAAAUGUUGAAAAUGCUACCAAGGUAACCGAUGAUUCUACCAAUCUCACAGUCCAAAAGAUUGUUGGAUUAUCUAUCAUGGAUCUUAGUAUGGGUAAGCUUGUUUACAAUGAGAUUGGAACCGAUGCAGUAGUCAUUGACGAUUUUUAA